AUCAAUCAUCAACCUACCAUUGUUAGGGUUUAACCCAAACCAGACCUUUCCCUCCCUUCACUCUCCUUCUCUCAAACUCACACACACCCCAUUUUCCACAAUUCAAUUCAACUAACCACCAAUUCUUCAAUUCCUAACCACACUGUGCUGUUCUUGUCUCUGAUUCUCUCAAUUGAAUUUCACUCUUCUGCUUCUCCUCCUCCUCCAUUUCAAUGGCCAGAGGCCCUGCCUCCUCUCUCUUCCAUCUAUGCACCCGCAAGAGAACCCUUUCAAGGUUCAAAGCUCUUCUCUUCAACCACUCACACCCUUCACCUUCACAGUUUCACCCGGUUCGACCCUUUUCGACCCAUUUGCAGAACCGGCGCUUUUUACCGAGCUUCCAUCAAAGUUUGAAUCUUUCCGGCGGUAGAACCAACCCCACGAGGCCGUUUUCCACAGAUGGCGAGGAGGGUGAUGGGACCGUGACCCCGGAUAGCGAUUUCGAUGCGGAUUUUGGUAAGAAUGCUGAUUUUGAGCUUGGGAAUGAGGUUAAUGAUGGUGUUUGUGCUUUAUCUGAUAAUGUAGAUGCUGCGAAUGAUGGUAAUGAUGAAUGUAGUAAUGAGAUUGUUGAGUCUGUAGAAUUUUGUAAUGGUAGUGAUAGUGAGGAAGGUGGUGAAUUGGUGAGGGAGAGUCAGGAGUUUGUGCAUGUGGCGUCGCGUGAUCCUGUCGAAUUGUACCGGGAGCUUGUGAGUGUUGAAAAGGGUGUAAAGCUGAAUCGAUACGACGUGGAAUCCCUGCAGGAAGUGUUCCGUUGUUUGGCUGAAUCAGGUUGGGCAUCCAACCAGGCCCUUGCUAUUUACAUUGGUUUGUCAUUUUUCCCUACUGCUGUGCACAAGUUCCGGAACUUUUAUUUGAAGAAAUGUCCUGCUGAUGUUACGAAGUACUUGUUGGCACUUGGACCAUCUGAUGCUGCUGUGAAGUUUCUGUUUCCUAUAUUUGUUGAGUUUUGUUUGGAGAAUUUUCCUGAUGAGAUCAAGAGGUUUAGGGGCAUGGUUGAGUCAGCUGACCUCACAAAGCCACACACUUGGUUCCCGUUUGCACGGGCCAUGAAACGGAAGAUAAUUUAUCAUUGUGGGCCUACCAAUAGUGGCAAAACUUAUAAUGCUUUGCAGCGAUUUAUGGAGGCAAAGAAGGGAAUUUAUUGCAGUCCGCUCAGAUUGUUGGCAAUGGAAGUUUUUGACAAGGUUAAUGCGAAGGGUGUUUAUUGCAGUCUACUAACUGGGCAAGAGAGGAAGCUUGUCCCCUUCUCAAAUCAUGUUGCCUGUACUGUGGAAAUGGUGUCAACACAGGAAUUGUAUGACGUGGCUAUUAUUGAUGAGAUUCAGAUGAUGGCGGAUCCUUAUAGGGGAUAUGCAUGGACAAGGGCUCUCCUUGGGUUGAAGGCUGAUGAGAUACAUGUAUGUGGUGAUCCUAGUGUUUUAGAUAUUGUUCGGAAGAUCUGUCAAGACACAGGAGAUCAGUUGUAUGAGCAACAUUAUGAGAGGUUCAAACCAUUGGUGGUGGAAGCUAAGACCCUACUUGGAAAUCUUCAAAAUAUUCGCUCUGGGGAUUGUGUUGUUGCAUUCUCAAGGAGAGAGAUAUUUGAGGUUAAAUUGGCCAUUGAGAAACAGACUAAACACCGUUGUUGUGUGAUAUAUGGUGCUUUGCCACCAGAAACUCGUAGACAGCAAGCUAAUCUGUUCAAUGAUCAGAAUAAUGAAUAUGAUGUUCUAGUAGCUAGUGAUGCAGUGGGGAUGGGCCUGAACCUUAACAUUAGAAGGGUGAUUUUUAAUAGCCUUUCAAAGUACAAUGGUGACAAAAUGGUUCAUGUUCCAGCGUCUCAGGUUAAGCAAAUUGCAGGAAGAGCUGGUCGGAGAGGAUGCCUUUAUCCUGAUGGUCUCGCCACUACCUUGCAUAUAGACGAUAUGGACUACCUGAUUGAGUGUUUGAAACAACCUUUUGAUAAUGUUAAGAAGGUGGGCCUUUUUCCUUUUUAUGAGCAGCUUGAAUUGUUUGCUGGGCAACUUCCCAAUAUGACAUUUAGCCAACUUUUGGAAAAAUUUGGUGAAAAUUGUCGUUUGGAUGGCUCAUACUACUUAUGUCGACAUGAUCACAUAAAGAAAAUUGCUAAUAUGUUAGAGAAGAUCCAGGGAUUAUCUUUAGAAGACCGUUUUAACUUCUGUUUUGCCCCUGUUAAUGUUAGAGACCCAAAAGCGAUGUAUCACUUGCUCAGAUUUGCUACAAAGUUUGGUCAGAAGCUCCCGGUCAGUAUAGCUAUGGGCAUGCCAACAUGUUCUGCACGGAAUGAUUCAGAACUCCUAGACCUUGAAACUAGGCAUCAGGUGUUAUCUAUGUAUUUGUGGUUGUCAAACCACUUCGAUGAGGAAACAUUUCCAUAUGUGAAGAAAGCUGAGACAAUGGCUUCAGACAUUGCUGACUUACUGGCUCAAUCUCUUAUCAAGGCUAACUGGAAACCUGAAUCAAGGAAUAAAGGUAAACCAAACACUGGAAGAAGUGAGGUACAAACAGAGUCAAGGAGUAAAGGCGUAUUAAAAACUGGAAAAAGUGAAGAACAAACUGAACCAAGGAGUGGAGCCAUAUUAAAAACAGAGAAAAAGAGUAAUGGUUAUUCAAUUCCACAGUCUCUUGUUAAGCCCCUGGCUGGCUAUGGAAGCAUGUUCUGUACUUCCCGUUGACUCAUCAUUGGGGCUUAUAACAUGAAUCGGCAUUAAAAUUCCUUACAGGCUAUAGCUUGAUCGUUCAAAGUCAAAUAAGGUAGCUGCAUAAUAUGAUGAGUUUGGAGGUAAUAAUCAACUACCACACAAUUUAACAACUUAUACCAGGGAAUUUCUUAAAUUCAUUUGGAACUUGUUUAAGCACAUCUGUGGCUAAGAGAAAGAAAAAAGGGACCUCCUUAUGAAUAUUGUGACAUCAAUAGAGGGGGAAAGCAGCUAGGGGCCAGGCAUUGUGCAUCUUGUUUGUUUUUGUUAAACCAAUUUGGGGCAUUGUUAUGCUGCUACAGGUAUAAUGUUUUUGGUACUCAAAUGUAGACUAGAAAUUUUGAUGAAUUGUGCUGGCCAAAUUUCUGAAAGGAAUCCCAUAAAGCAUUAUCUUUUUUUUUUUGUCAAUCCUAAGCCUAAACCAUAAAUCAUUACUAAGGAGGGAUGAUCCAGUGUUGAAUGCUUAGGCUGCAUCAUUAUUUUCAUUAGGGGUUGAUUACUAAGGAUGCUUGUGGGGUUGAGAAAUUAGGCAUGGAUAAAUUUACUCCUCUUCUUGCACAUUCUCUUUUGUGCCAAAUGUACCAUACUAUCUUUGACUUUUGUUAGGGAAUAGUUAGUUCUAUCUCCAAAAAUGCACUGACUCAAGCAUCGCUUUUGUAUUUUUUUAAAAUUAAAUUUAUUUUUCCUUUAAAAUAUGUAUUUUUUUCUAAAGUAA
Lotus japonicus is the source of this 3453-nucleotide messenger RNA. Its product is annotated as DExH-box ATP-dependent RNA helicase DExH18, mitochondrial. NCBI's taxonomy places the organism in Eukaryota, Viridiplantae, Streptophyta, Magnoliopsida, Fabales, Fabaceae. Gene Ontology annotation, biological process: mitochondrial RNA 3'-end processing; RNA catabolic process. The transcript is spliced from 4 exons. Gene Ontology annotation, cellular component: mitochondrial degradosome. The record is from RefSeq and is a predicted model, not a curated record. Gene Ontology annotation, molecular function: ATP binding; RNA helicase activity; hydrolase activity, acting on acid anhydrides. The coding region runs from base 213 to 2714 and encodes 833 amino acids.